Penicillium verhagenii is the source of this 3042-nucleotide messenger RNA. Its product is annotated as putative ARID/BRIGHT domain protein (SWI1). Gene Ontology annotation, molecular function: transcription cis-regulatory region binding. The transcript has a single exon. The record is from RefSeq and is a predicted model, not a curated record. The coding region runs from base 1 to 3042 and encodes 1013 amino acids. Gene Ontology annotation, biological process: regulation of transcription by RNA polymerase II. Lineage: Eukaryota; Fungi; Ascomycota; Eurotiomycetes; Eurotiales; Aspergillaceae. Gene Ontology annotation, cellular component: nucleus; SWI/SNF complex.
AUGAACGCCUGGGCCGUCGACGGCUCGAAUAUUCCUGGUCAGGAUAAUGGGGCUUUCAAUCCUUCUACAAUCGACCCCUCUGCCGCCUUUCUUCAUGCGUCUCAAAACCCCCAGGACCCAAACCAGUUCCAGCGCAUGUUCAAUGGCGUCCCGCGGAACGCAUCGCCAGGUUUCCACAACCCCAAUCAGGUGAUUCCAUCUAAACGAUCACGGCCGGAAGAUGCCAUGCCAAUGUCACCUCGGCCUGCCCCCGGCGGUGUGGCCGGGUCGCGAUCGCAAACCCCCCAGGUUCCCUAUCCGGGCUAUCAAGGCCCGUCCAACGGCACACCGCAAUUCUCUCAGCAUCCUACUCCCUAUCAACACCUGCAACAAGGAGCCUCGCCAAAUGUGACACAGUCGCCAGUAAUGCAAGACUUCGACCAGCAAAGUGCUCGCAUGGGCACAGCCUCUCCCAGCCCUUUUUCUCCCGCUGGCCCACACGUUGGACCUCACAUGUCACCGGCACAGUCAGACCAUGGAAGCCGUGUCAACACACCACAGAACAAUAACUACAUGGCAGGGCAAGCAUUCCCGCAAGGCAUCAGUGGACAGUUCCAACAAGGCCCUGGAAUGUCUUCAGCAACACCCCAACAACCUAUGCAGUCUCAAUUUGGAGGUAUGCAACAAGUGCCGCCGGGGUACCAUCAAGCUCUCGCAGCCCAGCAACAGCGACUCCAUGCUAUGUCCAUGCAAAAUCGGCAAAUGAAUGCGAACCCGCAGAUGGCCGGACGUCCUGUUCCUGGUGGAAUGGGUAUGAACCCCAUGGCAAAUCCCCAGCAGAUGGCAGCUCUACGUCAGAUGCAGCAAAAUGCCUCAAAGCCCAACAAUCCCGAAAAUUUCAUGCGUGCGCUUCAAAAAUACCAGAUGUCUCGAAACCUUCCAUUUGAAUCAAAUCCAGUCAUCAGCGGCCGCCCGCUGAAUGUUGUUCAAUUGUAUGGAGCGGUCAUGAAGAUGGGCGGUUCGAAGAAAGUGACUGCGAUGAAUGGAUGGCCUGCGAUUGCACAGCAUCUUCAAUUUCCUCAGAUGCAGUUCCCAGUGGCAGCUCAGGAGCUCCGGGAUUACCACCAACGAAACCUGGCCCCCUAUGAGCAAGCGUUCAUCAGCUCGCAACAAAAACAAUUUGCCGAUCAGAUGCAACAACAACAGCAGCAGCAGCAGCAGCACCCACAGCAGCACCCCCAACAGCAUCCCCAGCAGCAAAACCAGCAGAUCCAACAACAGCAAAACCAGCAGAUUCAGCCCGGCGGAAUACCUCGCCAGCCAAGUGAUCCAUCGGCAAUGCAAUUCCAGUCUCCGGGGGUAAAACAGGGCCAGGGUUUUGAGCCAAACCAUCAAAUAUCGCACUCUCCCCAACAUAAUACUCCUAUCCCGAACCAAGCUCAAGUCCCCCCGAUGAACGGAUUUGCGACUCCAACACAGGCACGCAGUCAAAGCAAACCUCCCCAACCCACACACCGAUUGAGUGUUUCCCGCCAAUCGCAGCCAUCGGUACCUCCGGUAGACAAGACUGGACAGUUUGCUGCGCCUUCACCAUCACAGCAAGGCAAACUUGCGUCUGUCACGCCUGGACCACAGCCUAUUCAAGCUGAGUCAACCCUGGAACAGGUGACUAAGAUGCCUAUUGAGGAUCCAUUCAAACCUAAGGUGCUCACUGAGCACCGCCUGCAUGGCCCUAUAAUGGUGGAAGAGAUGUUCCAACUCGGCGAGGACAUUUUAAGGUUGAAACCUACUGUACCAAUGUUCGCAGAACUUGGCGUGGUAGAUAUUCAUGCUCUGAACAUGGCUUUGAAAUGUGGGAUUCAAGCAGAAACUCGUGUUGCCUUGGAUACCCUGACUACCCUAUCAUCUGAGCUUAGCACUUCAAUCUCCCUAGAGAACUGCGAUGAUUUGGUGGAAAGUUUGGUAGAUUGUGCCCAGGACCAGGUUGAGUUCCUUGCCGAACACAUCCCUGAAUUACCAGAAGCCAUGCCUCUACGUUCUUAUGAAGAGUUGACUCGGGGCUGCCAUUCAGAAUUCACGUCACUUGCAGAAGUUCCUGAAUUUGGGAGCAUUGAAUAUCGUCUGGAUCGAGCUGUGGAACGAUUGAUUUGCAUCACUACAAUAAUUCGCAAUUUCUCAUUCAACGAAGCCAACACUGGCAUUCUUGGUAUACCCUCUGUCACCCAGGUCUUCGCUGACGUCUUCCGUUGCCUGGGAACUCACAAGAUGUUCCUACGGACUGAUCAUGGUACAUUGGAUUUCAUGAAAGACGCAGUGAUUUUCAUGAGUAACUCCGCACAUGUGAUGCAAAUACCUGGGAAGGAGGAAGCAUUGAACUUACUGGAAUUCCUUCUUGCCUUUGCACCUUUGCCAGAGCCGACAUCGGACCCGAACGAAGUGAUGUUUACUGCAUUUAAUCCUUCAAUUCAUCGAUAUACCCCUGCAGCUGUGGAUGGUCUGGCUAAGCUAUUGGCGAGAGAUGACCCGAACCGAAUCUACUUUGGAGCCAUCUUCUCUGGUGAUGGCUCUGUUUCCCCCCGACCAGAUCUUCUGACUCGCGCAUUUGGCCUUGCCAUUUGCGCGGUUCCUAACAAAAUGCCUCUGACAGUUGCGGAUGCUCGCAAGAUCUUCCUCAUGCAAGGUCUGUUGGCUGCGGAUGUUUUGACCACAUUUGCAGACGGACCUAUGGCAAGAUCAUGGGUUGGAUCUGUGGAUGGCUUUGCCAUCCACCUCCUGCGGCUCUCCUGUCUGCUUUGUACCGAACGCCUGCCGCAACUCGCCAGCAACCGACAACGAGGCCCACACGAGAUGGAUGCUUAUGCAUUUGCCGCCAUAAUCAAUCGUGGCUUGGCCAUCUUGCGCCGACUCGCCGAGAAAUCUAAGCAAGUGGACAACACCCUGCCGUUGAAGCUCCCAUCUGGAGUCAUCCCUCGCAAGGAAAGUCUUCUCGGGGCGUUAUUGCUUCCCAACAUGGACCCGAAUAUCAUCCGCCAACUCCUUUCCUAUGCUCGUCUUGCGGAAUAG